Rosa chinensis is the source of this 1300-nucleotide messenger RNA. RefSeq names its product membrane-associated 30 kDa protein, chloroplastic. The coding region runs from base 1 to 1026 and encodes 341 amino acids. Gene Ontology annotation, cellular component: chloroplast. Lineage: Eukaryota; Viridiplantae; Streptophyta; Magnoliopsida; Rosales; Rosaceae. The transcript has 11 exons. Gene Ontology annotation, biological process: thylakoid membrane organization. The record is from RefSeq and is a predicted model, not a curated record.
AUGGCCACAAAAUCGCAGAUAUUUACAGGAUUGACAAUGGCGUCAACAACGCCCGCGUCUUCAUUCCAAGCCUCUUCUUCUUCUUCUUCUUCAUCAUCCUCCACCAGUCUCUCUAUGGUCAGGAGACCUCUCGCGACCUCCUUCUUUAAUGGUGGAGUGGGAGCUCUGAGAGUUGAAGUGAUUAGGGUCGCUCCUUCCUAUAAGAGACAUAAUUUUAGACAACGUGGAGGUGCUCUUGGUGCCCGUAUGAACCUUUUUGAUCGGUUUGCUAGAGUUUUGAAGUCAUAUGCAAAUGCACUCAUAAGUUCCUUUGAAGAUCCUGAGAAAAUCUUGGAGCAAGCAGUCCUUGAAAUGAAUGAUGACUUGACGAAGAUGCGUCAGGCCACGGCACAAGUAUUGGCAUCUCAAAAACGGUUGGAAAAUAAGUAUAAAGCUGCGCAACAAGCUUCUGAGGAAUGGUACCGAAAAGCACAAUUAGCUCUUAAAAAAGGAGAGGAGGAUCUUGCACGUGAAGCUCUGAAGAGGCGUAAAUCUUUUGCGGAUAAUGCUAAUUCUUUGAAAACUCAACUUGAUCAACAAAAAGGUGUUGUUGAUAAUCUUGUCUCUAAUACAAAGCUUUUAGAGAACAAGAUACAAGAAGCAAGGUCGAAAAAAGAUACCCUCAAAGCACGUGCUCAGUCUGCAAAGACUGCUAAUAAAGUGAGUGAGAUGGUGGGGAAUGUUAAUACAAGUAGUGCCCUUUCCACUUUUGAAAAGAUGGAAGAGAAAGUCUUAGCACUGGAAUCCCAAGCAGAAGCUCUUGGCCAGUUAACUACAGAUGAUCUAGAAGGAAAGUUUGCAAUGCUAGAGAGCUCUUCUGUUGACGAUGAUCUUGCAAACUUGAAGAAAGAACUGUCUGGUAGUUCAAAGAAAGGAGAGCUUCCGGCUGGAAGAACUGUUGCUCCUUCGAACAAGGCAUAUCCAUUUAAGGAUUCUGAGAUUGAGAUGGAGCUUAAUGAAUUAAGACGGAGAGCCAAGGACUUCUAAGUUCUGCUUUACAGGCACAUUUUGAAUUAUUUAAACGCAAAUAUGAAGUUGGUACCAUAUAAAUAAUUGGUUAACGUUUGUAUAGUGGAAGGCCUACAGAUUAACAGUGUACAAUAGACAGCGUCUCAUGCUCUAAUUGUAAUCUACAUCUGCAGCAAAAAGCUAGCAUUUUUUUAUUUCCACAGCGUAAUAGUUGAAGGCCAACAUUUUUUUAUCUUUGGCAUCUCUUAUGAGUUGUAUCCUUGUAAAAACUCAAUCUACAAUGAUUGGCUUA